This is a messenger RNA of Caenorhabditis briggsae, 294 nucleotides long. Bases 1 to 294 code for a protein of 97 amino acids. NCBI's taxonomy places the organism in Eukaryota, Metazoa, Nematoda, Chromadorea, Rhabditida, Rhabditidae. The transcript has 3 exons. The record is from RefSeq and is a predicted model, not a curated record.
AUGACCGGGAAUGCAAGGUUGUCGGAAUUCAAAAGUCGGAAGUUAGGAGUCAGAAUUCCGGAUAAUUCUGAAGGUAGAAGAGACACCGUACUUCAAAAAUGUAAGGAGCCAGCAGAAAAAAAGAAGCACCGGAGAAAGAGGAAGGAAAUCAAGAAUCAACGUUUGCUAGCCGAAAACCUUAACCGUCUUCUCCACCCCCACUUGGACCAUCAUCCAAAAAGUCAAAAACUGACAGAAGGAGAAGCUUCGACGCCGUUCCAGCCAGCAAAACUACAUCGAAAGUUAAACAUAUAA